AUGGACACAAGGCGUGGGUGGAUACACAAUUAUAUCUCAUUCAGCGGGCUGUCGGAGGAGGAUGUUGAAGCUGCUGAGGCGCUGGAUGUCCUGAGGAACUCGCAUGUGGACGCAGAUGUUGAAGUAGAAGAAGACCGCAGCAAGAAGCGUGUACGUGAUGGGGAAGAUGAGGAUGGUGGACAUGUUAGGAGGCGGAAAGCUAGUGUUCGGGAUAGGUCAGACUCCAGGAUGAGCCAAUUAAGUAAUGUGAGCAAUGCGUCUACGGAAGAGCGAGUAGUACGAGUUAAUAGUCAUGAGGACUCUCAGAGUAAAAGACAAGAAGAGGAAUCAUUGUUUGAUAAAGUUUGCAGAAACUCGAAUGAGAUUUUAACAAAUAUGGGCUCUUUCUUCGAAGAGAUGAACAGCAACGUAUUUAUGGAAGGUGGAAGUGAUGUCCCGGAAGAACACCCUAAUGGCUAUGUUAGACCUCGCCGAGAUUCACGUUCUAUCUCAACGACAGGGGCAGAUGCUGAUACAGAGAGCCAAGGUACCCAAGGUUCUUACAAUGGCAAAUGGGACACUUGGAGUUCGAGAUCAUAUAAUGACAGACAAUACUACUCGAAGCGUAAGGCGCUCAGCGAAGCUCUCGCUAAGGGGAGAUACAACUUAAGAGAAUAUAAAUUGACUAUGUCCAUUGAGUCAAAGAAGCGUCUGAUAACAUGUUUACAUCUACUAAAAUUAGCAAACAAGCAACUAUCAGACAAAGUUGCAUACUUACAAGAUGCCGUAGAGAAGGAACAAGAAUUGGCCAAUGGAGAAGAAGUUAAGAAAGAAACUAGAGCUUUGAAUGGUGAGCAUAGCGGUCCCCAAAACGACGACGAUCUCGAGUUUUACGAUGCAUCAGAGUCUGUUGAUCAGAACUCUGGCGAUUUGGGACUUGAAAUUGUGGGUACAGUUAAGAAAGUGUACUCGCUAAUAUCGAAAUAUACUGGCUCUUCUUUGCCAGAACCUGCUAGGUCUCAAGUUAGAGAAUCGUUACUAAAUUUGCCUAGCAAUUGGAAUACAAGUGUUCAUAAUGGCUUCAAAAAUAAUGGUACAGGAAUAAUGACGGCAUCCUCGUCGACAGACUCUCUAAGCUCAUACUCUAGUAUAUUACCCGUGUCUAGCAACGGAAAAUAUCUAAUACUUGCCAAAGAGUCUCUAAACAUGGUGCAGAGUGUUAUUGAUGUAGUUGAUUCAACGUUGGGACGCGCAGAAGAAUGGGUAAAGCAAAAGCAAGAACUGAAAGAGAUGAUAAAGAAGAAAUUUCUUGAACAACAAGAACAUCAGAAAAUGCUUGGAAUUGGUACUGAAUCCUUGGAUCAAAACGAAUCCAGCGUUAAGAAGGAGCAGCCAACCACACAUAUUUCAAUCAGUAGUAUCACAAACAGUACAAACACAUUGGACACGGUGAAAGAAGAAGAUAUGCAUUUACAAAAGGUAUGA
Nakaseomyces glabratus is the source of this 1464-nucleotide messenger RNA. RefSeq names its product transcriptional regulator OPI1 (gene OPI1). Gene Ontology annotation, molecular function: transcription corepressor activity. NCBI's taxonomy places the organism in Eukaryota, Fungi, Ascomycota, Saccharomycetes, Saccharomycetales, Saccharomycetaceae. Gene Ontology annotation, biological process: phospholipid biosynthetic process; endoplasmic reticulum unfolded protein response; regulation of transcription by RNA polymerase II. Gene Ontology annotation, cellular component: endoplasmic reticulum; nucleus. The record is from RefSeq and is a predicted model, not a curated record.